This is a messenger RNA of Eucalyptus grandis, 1221 nucleotides long. RefSeq names its product transcription factor MYC2. Bases 1 to 1221 code for a protein of 406 amino acids. Gene Ontology annotation, molecular function: protein dimerization activity; DNA-binding transcription factor activity; transcription cis-regulatory region binding. Gene Ontology annotation, biological process: regulation of DNA-templated transcription. Lineage: Eukaryota; Viridiplantae; Streptophyta; Magnoliopsida; Myrtales; Myrtaceae. The transcript has a single exon. Gene Ontology annotation, cellular component: nucleus. The record is from RefSeq and is a predicted model, not a curated record.
AUGAAAGACCUCACACCCAAGAACUCCACCAAUCAAAGGGUGUUCAAAGAGGUUGGGACACUUGGCAGCGCCGGUUUCAACGCCUCCUCAAACAUGGAUACUAAGCUGGUCCAAAACGAGGUCAGCGAUCUUGAACGGUACUACAUUGUGUCAGCCACGAGGUCGUAUUCCUUCGAGGAGAGCAUCCUCGGGUGGGCAUUAUGUUCUGGGACUCACAUCUGGUUGUGUGGCGAGGACGAGCUCGGAAUUUACGAGUGUGAAAGGGUUAGAGAAGCAAGGACGACUGGAAUCAAGAGCAUAGUGUGUAUAUCAACUCCCUGUGAUACGGGGGUUCUUGAAUUGGGUUCCACCAAAAGACUCCACGAAGAUUGGAGUCUAGUCCGCUUAGCCAAAUCCCUCUUCACUUCUCAUUUCUUGAGCACUGGUAUUACUCCCCAUGUCCAUGAAGAGCAUCAGUCCAAUGGUGUUCCAAAGGAAGCAUGUUCCGCGUUAGACGGAACUGGCACUUCACGCUCUGACACGUGUCCUUCAGAAACGUACGGGCUUUUGGGUUCUAAGAGGGACUUAAAAAGAGUGGGCGUGUCGCAAAAUAUCACUUCCUCUAACAAGAGCGUUACGAUUGCAAAGAUGGAGAGGGAUGAAACAGAGAUAGCCCGGUUGCCAUCGCCUUUGCGGUUGAACCAUGUGGAAGCUGAGAGGCAAAGAAGAGAGAAGCUGAAGCAGGGAUUCUACGCCCUAAGAUCUGUCGUCCCUAAAGUCACGAAAAUGGACAAAGCCUCUCUUCUCUCCGACGCAGUGAGUUACAUCAAGGAGCUGCGAUCAAGGAUCGAUGAGCUAGAGGGUGAGCUCAAGUUUCCACCCCCAAAGAUCGGCCUGAGCAAAGUGGCCGGCCGUUUUGGUGAUAAAACUGAGCCGAUAUCACCAGUUAGCAAGAUCGGAUCGAGCCCUUGGCUGAAUGUUGUCAAGGGUUUGAGCAAGAUGGAGGUAGGAGUGAAGGUGGUAGGUGACGAAGCGGUGGUUUGGGUCCGGAGCCCGAACUGGGACCACCCGGCUGCGAGGCUGAUGGGUGCGCUCAAGGAGCUGCAGCUCGAAGUCCACCACGCGAGCAUGUCGAGCGUAAAGGACAUGAUGCUUCAGGACGUGGUGAUUCGGACUCCGAUUGGGUGGGCGAGUGAGGAGAGCUUGAGAGAUGCGAUUCUUGCAAGAUUGUGCAAGGUCUGA